Molecule: messenger RNA, 2370 nt
Organism: Polyodon spathula (Mississippi paddlefish)
Lineage: Eukaryota; Metazoa; Chordata; Actinopteri; Acipenseriformes; Polyodontidae
Product: solute carrier family 45 member 3-like
Exons: 5
Coding region: 878-2197 (439 amino acids)
Cellular component (GO): membrane
Molecular function (GO): sucrose:proton symporter activity
Source: RefSeq, a predicted model, not a curated record
GCACCAGUCACUACAAGAGUCAGGGGGACAGAUUCACUGGAACACAUUAACUCCUGAGGAAAGUCGUUUGUAAAACUUAAUAAAUAAAUAAAUAAAUAAAUAAAAACUGUUAAUGUGACAGAACUUACUGUAGACAACAGCAACUAGUGGGGAUCUAUACCUCUAAACACUGCCACAGAACUUAUCUACAUUAACUUGCAAGUUACUGUAAACGUCACGUUACUUUCUAUCAAUGUGGUUAUUGAAAAAGAAAGAAAGAAAUCAGUGUUUCUCUUUAUGACUUCUAUCCGUGUUCCUGCUGGGUCUUUCAUACAGUGAAUCUUUCCACGUCAUUCUAGGACCUUCCCACAAGUUGUGAAGACAGAACAGGGAAGUGAACAUCUUGAGCUGCAUGGAUUCCCAAUACAAGUAUCAGCAUGCCACUUCAAGGAUGAAGCUGUCAGGAUCAAUAAGAAAAAUCACUGCUUUCCUAGUGUCUCGGUCAAAAAGUACCGGAACGCUGAAAGCACCAUAUGGUCUUCAAAAUUCCCAGUAGCAGCUGCCAGGGAAAGAAUAUUCUAAAUAUGCUUCAAUGCAACUUGCAGUGGCAUCUUGUCUUGCUAAAUUUCCUGACCUGUGGCCUGGAGAUCUGUGUGGCAGCUGGGAUUACAUAUGUUCCUCCAUUACUCCUGGAGGCGGGGGUUGAAGAGCAGUAUAUGACGAUGGUCUUAGCUGCUUUCUAUUUGCAGGUAUUGGGCCAGUCUUGGGACUCCUGUUCAUACCUUUGAUUGGUUCGGCCAGUGACCAUUGGACGAGCAGCUAUGGCCGGAGGCGACCCUUCAUCUGGCUGCUGUCUCUGGGGGUGCUGCUGGCCCUGUUCAUCAUCCCCCAUGCUGACAUGCUCGCCUUCUACUUCAGCUGGGGCGGACAGGCUAUGCACGUGGCCUUCCUCAUUCUGGGAGUGGGUCUGCUUGAUUUCUCCGGCCAGGUCUGCUUCAUCCCACUGGAAGCUGUGCUCUCCGACCUGUACGGGGAGGAGGAGGAUUGUGGGCAAGCCUUUGCCAUGUUUUCCUUCAUGGUCAGCCUGGGCGGCUGCAUUGGCUAUCUGCUCCCAGCCAUCAACUGGACCGACAGCUACCUCUCUGCCUACCUUGGUGGUCAAGAGGAGUGCCUCUUUUCCUUGCUCACCUUCAUCUUCAUCCUAAGUGUUCUUGUCACCAUGAAAAUCUCACAUGAGCCCACCUACCCCUCAGGGCGCCUGCUGCUGGAACCAAAGCCUUCAGAGAGAGCCAGGUCUGUCUUCCGCUCCUGCUGCUACCUUCUCAAGUGCAGGCUGAGGGUCUUCAAGUCAGGCCCUUUGAUUUGCAUGUUGCGGACUUGCUGGUCAAUGUCGCCAGCCAUCUACCGCAGUUACUGCCACAUUCCCUGGGUCAUGAAGCAGCUGUGUGUAGCCCAGCUCUGCAGCUGGAUGGCUGUCAUGUCCUUCAUGCUAUUCUACACAGACUUUGUCGGAGAAGGGCUUUACGAAGAUGUCCCCAGUGCAGCACCAGGAACCCCAUCAAGAAUUCGCUAUGAUGAAGGUGUUCGCAUGGGGAGCCUGGGCCUGUUUCUGCAAUGUGCUACCUCAACGUUUUUCUCAAUAAUCAUGAGUAAACUUAUCAAACUGUUUGGGUCUAAGAGAGUCUAUUUGGCCAGCAUGGUCAGCUUCACCUUCUCUGCACUAGUGAUUUGCCUUUCAAAGAGCAUUGUGCUGGUCACCAUGAUGUCUGCACUAACUGGAUUUGCUUAUGCCACGCUACAGACCCUGCCCUACACACUGACCUGUCAUUACCACAAGGAAAAGGACAUCUAUAUGCCAAAAAAAAAAGCCAAAAAUAUGCAUAAAAAUGGAAUCGCAAUAACCAGAGAGUCGGUUUAUCUGACUCCGGAUGAACAGUGCACCAUAAAUGACAACCACAACCAAAACGGACAUGUGUGCAUUGAGCCAGAGCGUGCAGGCAGUUACCCUGCCCAGACUGACUCUGCCAGUGGAGGUGAUGGUGAGGAGGAGGAUUUUGGGAAGCGCGGCGUCGGCUUGGACUUUGCCAUCCUGGACAGCACCUUUCUGCUCUCGCAAGUCUUCCCCUCUUUCUUCAUGGGGAUGAUCGUUUUGUUUACAGAAUCUGUUACAGCUUACAUAGCCUCCUCCACUAUCUUCGGCUUGAUUGCGAUUUAUUAAGCCAACCGUAUAGUGUUUGACCAAAAGGACCUGAAAUUCUGAAAGGAUGGAAAAAAAAUUAAAAGAAUGUGACGGAGCAGCAUUAAAACUGCUGCCAACUGAGUUAGUAUUUUUAAAGAUGGCUGUUGGAAAGGUCAAGUGGUGUUUUUAAAAUAAUUUUUCUGUUACACCGC